AACUUUGCCGCCUUCGCCCCGCGUGGCGCUCGUUAUUGGAGAAAAGCGCGCAGGUGGACACAGUUGAAAAAACGCGACAGCCAAUCAGAUCGCCUCCUCGCGCUUUGGCCAAUGACGGGCGCCACAUUGUUGUCAAAUUAGUGUAAUGAAAGCGCAGGAGCAACAAUAGAGAGAGAGAGUGAGGGAGGGAGUGUGUAUCCACUGCAAUCUCUCCUUGAGUUAGUUAUAGUGUCUCACACUGAGGCCAAAGCUACACCUCUCUUACCUGCAGCUCGAGCUCGUCCCAACUUUUUUAUUUUUUAUUCUCUGUUUUUUCUCGUCUGCAGUCGCGUUUUGAUCCGUCUUCUCCUUUCAGCUCCAGGCGUCGAUUAGGUAAGCGAUGGACUGAAGCGCAUACAACAAGUUGAAGAUUGAUUACAGAGAAGGACUUUUAACGCGAAUCUGAUUGGAUGCCCAUGUAGUAUUGUGUAUUUACAUCACUUCUCCGAACUUUAUCCUACAGUCUAAGUCCAUUUAGCUUCUUUAGUCAGCGCUCUUUUUAAAACCUCGCACAAGUGACCGCUCUAUAAGGCCAGGUAGUCCUCAUCAUGGAUCUUCGCCCGGAGAUCCCUUCAGGCCAGGCUGGCUCGCAGGUCCACCCUUCAGCCGCCGCCGCUGCCGCAGCAGCAGCCGCCGCGGCCGCCUCCUCCAUCCCCGUGUCAAUGGCCAGUGGGCUACUUCGCGGGCCACCGCUGCUCCUACGCGCCGCUGAGAAGUACCCACGCACGCCCAAGUGCGCGCGCUGCCGCAACCAUGGCGUCGUGUCGGCGCUCAAGGGCCACAAGCGCUACUGCCGCUGGAAAGACUGCAUGUGCGCCAAGUGCACGCUCAUCGCCGAGCGCCAGCGUGUCAUGGCCGCACAGGUGGCACUGCGAAGACAGCAGGCCCAGGAGGAGAACGAAGCGCGUGAGCUGCAGCUGCUGUACGGCACUGCGGAGGGGCUCGCGCUCGCCGCCGCCAACGGCAUCAUUCCUCCGCGCCAAAGCUACGAGGUGCUCGGACCGGUGAGCAACGACAGCAGCACAGACAACAUGCAGAAAUUCGAGCUCUUUCCGAAGACUUCUCAACCGCCCUCUACAAAGCCCGCGCCCGGCUCCGCUGAUUCCGACCCCCUGCCUGGCAUGUCCUCCCCGGACGCGCGCCACGGCUCCGGUUCAGAGAACGGUGACGGCGAGUCCUUCAUAAGCUCCCCAGCCGCCAAGGCCGCGAAGGACGGCGAGGACACGCCCCCUUCGGUCAGCCCGCUGGGGUCUGCCUCGGAUUCGGGCGCAUCCGACACGGACAAGGACGAGCCAGAGCCCUCCCCGGAGCCCUCGGCCGCCUCCGCGCGCCACAUGAACGCCAUCGACAUCCUGACGCGCGUCUUCCCCACGCACAAGCGCAGCGUGCUCGAGCUCGUGCUGCAAGGCUGCGGGAAAGACGUGGUGCAGGCCAUCGAGCAGAUCCUCAACAACGGCGGCCACCACGCCAGAGCCUCCGAGGAGCCGUGGGUGCAGGAAAGAGCUCUGAGCGGCGCGCAGGCGAACCUGCUCUCCGCCUCAACCACCACCACCACCUCCUCCGCCGCCGGGGGUCCCAGGCCGCUGCUGGCCGGAGCCAUGCAGCUCAGCAACCGCUCCGCCUUCUCUCCGCUGCAGCCCAACGGCGCCACGCACUUCGGCCCCGACGGGAGCGCUUACCCUCUCGGGGCACCGCUGGGCCUCAGCCCGCUGCGCCUCGCCUACUCAGCCCACAGCAGAGGCCUGGCCUUCAUGAGCCCUUACUCCAGCACAGGCCUCAUGCCCACACUGGGCUUCAGGCCGCCCAUGGACUACGCCUUCACUGACUUAAUCCGAGACAGGACUCUCUUACACAAGGAGCAGAGCUUCACGAAUGGACUGUAUGGGCCUCUGGUCAACAACACCCCAGAGAAACAGUGAGGGGGUGUGUGGGGGGGGUGCUGCUCCAGGCUACAGAAAUGAUCUGUGGGGAUAGGCCUGAUCUGUAGACCAUAAGAUGGGGUUUAUAGGCUGUAGACCUUAUGGAUAGUCUAUGGAACAAGCAUAUUAUGGGCAAUAGAGCUGAUCUGUAGACUGUAGUCUAAGGAACAGUUGAUCUGUAGGCUAUGGAACAGGCCUGUGGUCUAUAAAUCACAUCUGUAGGCAUGUACUACAAAAAAAGGAAAAUGCAUUGGCUUUUUACUUGAUUAUUUUGUAUAGAAAAAAACAAAUCAAAUCUAAUUGAACACUUAAAUAAGACUGUUUCAGAUACUGUAUUAAUACAGCCUUAUUUAUCUGUGCGGACAGAUUCACACAUCAUCAAGUAAAUCCAAUGCAUUUUACAGUAUAAGACAUUACAACCAACAGAAUGAAUAACCUAUCACAUCUGUAGGCAUGUACCACAAAAAAGCAAAUUAAAAAGUUAAAUGCAUUGACUUUUACUUGAUUAAAAUGUAGAGAAAUAAACAAAUCAAAUAUGAUUAAAUACUUGAAUGAGAAUUAGACAGUUUUGUUGCCUAGCCUUUUCUAUUUAAUAUGUGCGGACAGAUUCACACAUCAAGUAAAUUCAAUGCAUUCACAGUAUAAGACAAAUCAUCCAACAAAACGGAUUUAUAGGUUACAGAUACAGAAUAAGCCAUCUACAAAUCAUGCCUACAGUCUAACGUGUCUGUAGAUCUGUACCCCACAGAUCAGGUCUGUAAACCAUUAAAGUUCCUGUAAAGUGUUCUCCCACGUGAAGUUUCCUGUACAUAAAUAAAUUCUGCUUUAAUCUCGCCGGAGAAUAAAACACCAACACCGACAGACAGAGACUGACUCUACUCUUAAACAUGGUUACCAGUUAAAGUUGUGAUUUGCGCAAAGCUCCGCGCGCUGAGGAGACGAAGCUGUGUUUGCAGAGUAACCAGUAUUUUCAUGUAAAUUGUGUAUUUGAAAUUCUUCACAUGUUGGUCACAAUCCUGUUAGAACAUUUACAGAGCGGAUUAAAGUCUCCGUGUAAGGGUGCAAUUGAUAGAACCAUGUUCUCCAUCGUUUAAAAAAAGAAACAAGAGACUAUACUAACAUUAUUAUUAUUAUUAUUAUUAUUAUUAUUAUUAUUAUAAUUAUUAUUAUAAUUAUUCGAUCUUGAUCACGUUGUCCUUUUAGCAGAGACUCUGUAAAAACGUGCCAUGUUAAAGAACAAAGGCCGAGCUGAGCUGAGCUGAUGGUGAGGAAGAUCUGGACUUCUGGACUUUGGGAUUCUCUUUGUGCUGAUGAUGUUCCGAUCAAAUCAAAUCAAUUUGUUACAAACCUACUCCAUCUCACAUGGGUCACACACUGGUGUAACACACAUCUCUGUUCGUGGUGAAUGACAUCUCGCUUCACUGUUACUAGCUGUACAUUUCUCUAUGUGAAUUUUGAUAGAAAUAAAUGUUAUUUUAUACUGAA
Messenger RNA from Astyanax mexicanus (Mexican tetra), 3443 nucleotides. It is a transcript of the gene dmrta2, whose product is annotated as DMRT-like family A2. The coding region runs from base 588 to 1958 and encodes 456 amino acids. The transcript has 2 exons. Gene Ontology annotation, cellular component: nucleus. Lineage: Eukaryota; Metazoa; Chordata; Actinopteri; Characiformes; Acestrorhamphidae. Gene Ontology annotation, molecular function: RNA polymerase II cis-regulatory region sequence-specific DNA binding; protein binding; DNA-binding transcription factor activity, RNA polymerase II-specific. Gene Ontology annotation, biological process: germ cell development; sex differentiation; regulation of transcription by RNA polymerase II. The record is from RefSeq and is a predicted model, not a curated record.